AUGAGCGCGACUCGAGAUGACAUAUCCUCGUACGAAGUCUACGUAACAUCCCUGAGACCAAAUCCCAUCCUAUUCGGUGAAAACGGCACUCACUGGGCGAUCAUGAUUGCACACCCGGGAAUGGAAUACGGAACAAUGUACCACAUCAUCAGAUGCCGAAGACAAGCAAAGCUCGAUACUUAUGAGCGCCAUGUUCGGUCUUUCAAACCACUCGACGGUGAUGAAGUUAUUAAAAAGAGGCGAAUCGCUACCAUCCAAUCAACGGAUAUCGACAGAUUCAACACAAUCUUGGCAUCCGUUCCCUUGAGGGACUCCCAAAUUUGGGAUCUUGAGCAUCGCAAUACAGAUCCCUAUCAAUUCAACUCUGAGAAAUGGACUCUCGAAGUUGUUGUGGGGCUUGAGGAUUGGCAGAUGGUUCCUUAUGGGACGUCUAUAUUUUUGGAUAUGAAUUCGUUUCAUGUGGGUGAUUUCAGAUAA
Molecule: messenger RNA, 477 nt
Organism: Penicillium argentinense
Lineage: Eukaryota; Fungi; Ascomycota; Eurotiomycetes; Eurotiales; Aspergillaceae
Exons: 1
Coding region: 1-477 (158 amino acids)
Source: RefSeq, a predicted model, not a curated record